Porites evermanni is the source of this 12500-nucleotide messenger RNA. The record is from the annotation of a GenBank genome assembly. Lineage: Eukaryota; Metazoa; Cnidaria; Anthozoa; Scleractinia; Poritidae.
AUGGAUGGUCGCAGUUUGACAGUGUUUGCUGCAGCAGCAGCGAUUGGGGCAAGUUUUUAUGUAUUUUUAACUCCUGAUGGAAAGAAAAAGAAGGGAGUCAAAAGAGGUAAGUGUUAGAUUGUUUGAUAGUCCUGCGUUGCCCCUCUGAGUGAUGCUUCCUCAACUUUGAUGAGAGACAACAGGCUUACAGUUUCAGUUGAAAACGCCUCUCAUCAUGAUCUCUUCAUUUUCACCUUUGCAUGCGGUUUUGUAGACUUUUUGAAAAUGAAGGCCAUUAUAUAGUAUUAUUCAUUCAAAAUAUUUCUCCGUUUUUGACUGAUUUUUAUCCCCUGGCUAAUUCUUCACAACCAGCCAGCACUGACCAAAUUUGGAAGAUGCUUAGAUUGUAAUACAUGUAUAUCAUCAUUGAUGAAAUCAAUUAUUCAGACGUCAAUGAUCAUAAAUUGCAAAUUAUCCACAAUUGUCAUCAUGCAAGACGGGUGCAGCGGUGUAGCAGUUUUGGCAUGUGCACAGAACUUAAGAAAAUACAGAAAUAUUUCACAGUCAUAUAUAAUCACCAAAUAUUUAAGAUAUAUAUUUAAUUAUUAGUUAAUUUAAUUAUACUUUAAGUGUUAUUGUAAAACUCAGAAAACCGUAAACACCAGCCUAAUCCCAAGGUGUUCUCUCUGGCCUCAUUUUCCGUGCAAAGCGUGGGAAAGGGUGGGUGAGAGAAUGUUCUCGGCAAGCCCCUCUCGCAGGUCAUGGUAAAGUCCAGUUUUGACCUAGCUGAGAUUGUUUAGGGGCUAGGCUGCACGAACACCAGAAAUAUUUCUGCAGUGUCAUUGUGUUGCAAGGAAAAUGCCAAUCAGGCAAGAGAUGAACUAAUCUGCAAGUAACAACAGUAAUCAGUUUUUGGUUUUGCAUGUCCUGAUCUUUGUUGUAAACUGUCACAAAAUAAUAGAUGUUCUAGAAAUAUUUCAUGUAUUCAUGGUUUUCUGAGUUUGACAGUGGAGGAACAAAGAAUUGUGUAUUAUUAUGUGAGCGAGUAUGGAUAUUUUUUUGGAAAAAACACAUGUAUAUUUUCUUGGUGAAUGUGUACAUGUAAAUAAUGUUCCAUUCAAUACCAAUUCACAUCUUUGCCUGCAUUUCCUAGCCAACGGCUACUGCUAGUAUGUUUUCGAAUAAAUUUGGUCAAUUUCUCCAGUAUGUUGGCAGUCUAGAUAGUCAAAUUAAUGUCCCUCUAGCUAGCACUUUAAAAAGUGUUAAAACAUAAUCAGUUCAGAUGAAAUUUGUUCAGUUUUAUUGUUGUUUUUCUUAUCAUCAGAUCACCCUCCUGGCCUGGUGAAUCUUGGUAACACUUGUUUCAUGAACUCCAUUUUACAGGUUUGUACUUGUAUUGCUAUAAUUUAUGUAAUGUUUAAAAUGCAAACAGAAAAUUUUAGUGCAAUUUUGCAAUUUAAGGCUACUCCUUUUGAAACAUUGUGCAGGGCAGCCUACAACAUUUCUAUGUUGUUGUGAAUUUAAUGGCAAGAUCUUUGCAAGAGAAGUUUUGGAUAGUUUGCCACACACUCUACAUUGUGAGUCGUUUCUCCCACAAACCAGCAAUAAUGCUUUGUGUUAUUUUUUACACAAUAUGCAAAGACCUGAUUUGCUUAAAAGAUACUUGGCUUUUUUUUUUCCAUUCUUUAGGGCCUCGCAUUCUUGCCAUCCUUUGCAGCAUGGUUACAAGAUAUUUCUGAUGAAGGAGAUGGAAAUUCUCUUACAUCUUUAGCCAUGGAACUGAAGAAAAUAAUGAAAGGUAUGUGGCUGUUUAUCAACCAUUAUUAUUUUAUCCUGCCAGAACCCCUUGAUCCUCAUUCAAUAUAAAGCUGUACAGUCAUUUGUUUCUUUCAGUGCAACCACUGUCCUGUGCAGUGACCACUGGUAUAGAUGGUCAGCCUGUUUAGUUUAUCACUUUGUGGGUUUCAGUUUUGUGGUGAAGUAAGUUCCAAGUUUACUUGAAAAGUUUUCUAGGACCAACCUUUAAAGGCUUGAGUGAGAUCUGGGCAUGAGAUUGGGACCCAACCAAGCACUGACCAGUUACUACAUUUGAGAAAGCUAUCUAAUUUGUUUUAGUUUUCUUUUUCAUGUUCCAGCUUUGAAUAAUGGUUGUAUGGAAGGUGAGGAAGUCAUUUGUCCAGAUUCUGUGCUAAAAGCCCUAAGCUCCCAUGGAUGGAUCAUACCUAGUGAACAACAGGUUAGUAAAAACAUAGUUACCAUUUCAAAAAGAGAACUUCCACUGACUGAUAGGUGCAGUGCCUCUAAAUGAGCAGUGCACAUAUACUGUUAUUUACUGUCCGUGAUUACAGUGGAUGAUGAUGAUGAGGAGGAGGAGGAUGAUGAUGGUGAUGGUGAUGGUGAUGAUUUCAGUGAUGAUAGUGAUAAUGGCUUGGUAAUAGAGAUUGAUAUGAUGGAUUUGGCAAUAAUAUUGAUGACAGUGGUGCUGGUGAUGAGACGUGAUGGUGAGGUUAUUUAUUUAUUAGUAAUAGAGGACAAUGAUGCUUAUGCUGGUGUCGAUAUUGACUGAUUGUGAUGAUUGAUGAUGUUAGUGACUACUGAUGAAUUUGUUGAUAAUGAUGGUGAUAGUUACUUGAUUAAAAUCUGAUUAUUGACAGUGCCAAUAAUAUUUUUUUGAUGAUAAUGAUUGAUAGCAGUGGUGUUGAUGAUGACAGUGAUACAGCAGAAUGUUACUGAUUAUUUAUGGUGAUCAUGACUAGAAUGUGAUGAUUUAUGUUCAUGAUGAUUUAAGACUGUUGAGGAUGUCAUUAUUGAUGAUAAAUAAAUGGUCUGGUGGUGAUUGAUAAUAUUGGUUACUGAUUGUGAUGAUAAUGAUGAUGAUGAUGAUGAUGAUGACAAUGAUGAUAAAUGACGUGACGAUGAUCAGUGAUUUUGUUACAAAUAGUCAUGGUGAGUCCUGGGACUCCUCUUGUCAAAAAUUGUGAGUCCCAGUCCAGAACCAUUGAGUCUGAGUUCAAAAAACAAUGAAUCCCUGAUGAUUAUCAAAUCAUUGAUAUUUGAGAUGAUUGUGAUGGUAAGUCAAUGUGAUAAUCAUAUUUCAUUGAUGAUAUGAUAAAGAUGAUGAUGAUGAUGAUGACUGUAAAAAAAUUCAUCAUCCCCUCCAAGUAAUACUGCUGCUGAAAAAGUUCAGUAUUACUUGAAAUUUAGAUCCUUGAAUAUUUACUGCUGAACAUUUUUAAAUCUGAACAUCGUCUCACCUAAUAUAAUUUUUUACAGGAUGCUCAUGAAUUCUUUCAUGCCCUCUCAUCUACUCUGGAUGAUGAAAUGGUAAGAAGAGUGCUUAUUGUUAUUUAAAUUAUUCUGUAACUUUGUUUCUUUGUUAAGAAAUUUUGGAAAAACUUAAAAAAGAUCCAUUUUUUGGUUCUGUUCAAGUAAUUUCUGUAAGGUUUUGGUGUUCUUACUUUGCUUAGUUUUGCUUAGUUCUGCUUUGUUUUUUGUUUCCUGCAGGGAGAACUUCCUGGUGUCAUGAAUCUCAGUGAUGUUGCAAUUGUAGAGGUACCAGUGGCUCAAUUUUUCAAAGUUAAAAAUACAAUGAGCCUUUUCACAGACAUUUUUUCUUCCUUUUUUGACAAAUUUUGUGAGUGCACAUGCACAUGCACUCACUCUGUUGAAAACUAAUGAAGAUGUUUGUAUGGUGGGCGGCAAGUUCAUGCCCCCACCAUAUAAACAUCUGUAAAAAUUGGCAUCUUUGUGGAGUGAUAUCUUCACUCGCUCUGGAUCACCUUUAACCCUUUCACUGCCAAAUGUAGCCAAAGGCAAAUUUCGACCAGAUUUCCAAAUUUCAUUUUGUAAAAUUGUGAAAAAAAAAAUAGUACCAUGUGUAAGUACAGACAGAGAGCUUUCAUUUGAAUGGUCACAUCAUAGGAUUUCGUCUUAAGACUCAAAAGUUAGAGCCACCUUACAAAAUCCAUAAAACACUCUGGCAGUUUCCUAAUUUUAAGGCACUGUUUCCAGCAGUGUUGAUGAUUUUUGCUAAGUGGUCUUGAUCAAAAGGAUCAAUUUAGGUUUCUGGGAAACUAAGCCAUCAUUUUGCCCUAAGUGAGAAGUGAGUGUUCAUUUUAGUUUAGGGGAGGGGUAGGUGGGUAGUUUCCCAGAAACCUAAGCUGAUCCAAUCAAAACAAUGAAAAAACCAUGGAAGGGUUCAUUGCCAAUAGCAAAAGCUAAUUGUGGCUGUGGGUGGUCAGUCAUUUCCUUGCAGUUUUUAACUUCAUAUUCAUGGUGGAAAAACUAUAGUGUCUGUGAACAGGCUAAAAUACAAUAAACAAAAUAAAAAGGAAGAAAAAUGACAAGAAAUGUUGAUGUUUUCUUCUUGAAGCCUGUUUGAAUGUCAAGGGAAUUAUAUUCACCUUUAUACAUCCGAAUAUCUAAUCCUUUUGCAGAAGAAUGAUGUCAAUGAAGACAAAUCAAUGGUCCACAGAAACAAAGGUACUCACUUGAUAUGGAUGGAAGUAAUUUAGAUAAACUUCUCAAAAUCUCUUCUGUGCUUUAGUACAAACGUUAAUGGCUGUUUACAUGGAGGUUGGGGGACCCCAGGCAGGUGAGGUAACCCGCUUAGGUGUGGUAACCCGCCUGUACAUAUAAUCUCUCAUUUUAAUUUGAUCAUAUUUACAUGAUAGGUGAGGUGACCAACCACAUGUUACCUCACCUAUCUGGAGUCCCCCACCCCCAUGUAAACAGGCCCUAAGUAAGUUAUAUCUUUAACUGAAAAAAUGUAAAUAUGCAUCUCAGAUGAAUACUUAUAGGUUAGUAAAAAUAAUUAAUUGUAGCCUGCGAAAACAUCCGUUUCUCCUCGCUCUUCGUCGCUGAUGACGUUUCGUGCGAAGGAACGUCUGCGACUCAGUGACGGAAAUUCCAUACUGAUGACACAAAUCAAUGUUUACAUAAUAAAUCUGGUAGUCAUGUGGUUCCAAAUAUAAAUUUGUUUAAUUUUGCGUGUCUUCUGGUCGAUUUUGGGAAAGUGUUGUAUUGAUCUGCCCACGAGCUCAAGCAAAACUCAAAUGCUUCUUCUAGAGAAGACUAUAUUGCACAAAUAUUGACUGUAUUGUUAGAGAUUCUUUGUGUUUACAUUUGACCUUUUUGGCCUUUUGUCUUUUGUCUGUCAUUUGUAAACAAUAGCUAAAACAAUGUAACUGCUCCGUCGACCAAUCAGUGCUUCUGACCGGAUCCUGGACAGAUUUUACGUCAUCAGUAUGGAAUUUCUGUCGCUGAGUCGCAGACGUUCCUCCGCGCGAAAUGUCCUCAGCGAUGAAGAGCGGGAGAAACAGAUGUUUUCGCAGGCUAAAUUAAUUGUGAAGUGAAAAUAAUUGUAACCCCUCCUAACAUUUCUGUUAAACUGUUAACGUUGAUUGCAUUCUUUUUGUAGUUCCUCUAAGAAGAGACUGUAACAAGCCUCAUUUGCCAUUCCAUGGUUUAUUAGCAAGUCAGUUGGUGUGUAAACAAUGUGGAACAAAGGUAGGUUGACACAAACAGGACUCUGUAACCCAGAGUGAACAACUUCCAUAUACUCCUUUCAAAGGCCAGAAUUGAUUAUUUUUAGAACAACUUUGGCACAAAUUUAGACUGUCUUUUAAGUACCACAAACCAGUCAGAAAAACCUACAGACCUAAAAUGUAAAAUGGUAUUUUGACUUUCUUAUGACGAUUAGUUUUCUUUUGGUAGCUUAUACUUCAAAUGCAAAGAGACCAAGUGGAGCUUCCAUUUUAGCAGGCUUAAGCGUUCUUAAAUGUAUCUAAAGGUAAAGCGUUCAAUGAAAAUGCCAUGUAAUAUGCCUUCUAUGUAAGUUACCUGCUCCAGAGUAUGGGCCCCUGACACAAACAUACCUGUAAGAGGUGAAGGAGGCAUGACUACACCCCCCCCCCCCCCCACACACCACUACACACCUCUUUCCCCCCCUCCCCCACUCACCCCCACCUACGACACACUCCUAUUCCUACCCUGUCACCAUUUUUCCACACCUCACACCCCCUCACUUCCUCCGCGUACAUGACAUACUCCUUCUAUGUAAGUCACCUCGUCCAAAGGUGGGGCCCCUGACACAAACAUACCGGAAAGAGGUGAAGGAGCACUGACUCCCCCCCCCCCCCCUUUUCAACCCCCCCAUCUUACUUUUCACAGCACAGUCAACUCUAAAGGUGGUACUCUACCUACCAUAUAUCUUCCUGGUCAGAUUUGAUCCUGGAAAUUGCUUGGCGAGAUAUAUCAGGGAGAAAGAAGAAUCUUCUCUUGUUAAAAAUUAUUGCUAAGCUUUGUGUUUGUAAAGCAAAUCAUGAAGGUGUUUUCACUUGAUGCUAGAGUAAAGCUCUUGGGAUAUAAAUUGAGGUCUAAUUUAUAGAGGUGUGAAGAUCAGCAUGUUGAAAAUUUCCUUCUUUGGUUCAGAUAAUUGAUUUGUCCAAAUACUAUUGGCUACAACUCAUGUAUGACAAUUGGCAUUGCAAGAAAAGCUGUGAGGUCUACCAGUACUAAGACAGACAGUCACUGAAUGAGUCAACACCAGCUAUUAAACAAUGUGUUCCUGAAUGAAAUACAAAUCUUUUACAUUUAGAUCCUGUGUGGUAGUAUGGCACCUCUCUCUCUCAACCAUGGAGCUUAAUUCUCCCAUCAGAAAAAAAAAACAACAUGUUACAAAAUGUUGAUUUUCAAGGAGAUACCAUGUGAUGGCUAUGGUUUUGUGUAUAGCUUGUAGUUAACUUUUUAGCUCAGGUAAUUUUGUUUUUCUAUUGUUUUUGGGUCUGGUAAUGUAUGCUAAUGAUGUUGAAACAAAAGAAAAAUAAAAAUUACCUGAGAUGAAAAAUUAACUACAAUGUGUAUUUGAAUAAACGUAAACACAAGCCCGAGUAUCUGAGAGAAAAAAAAACAAAGCCUGUUCCAAGGUCCUAGAUAGUAGAUGUGUUGUGUAAGUAAAAGGCACUUGAAAAUAGGAGUGUGUGAUCUGGGAAAAAGGGGCGUGUUCAUGCUUUCUCAAUUUUGCAGACCUGACUAUCUCAGAGCCUGAAACAGACUAAAAAAACUUGGCAUUGGGUCCAGAAUUCAAACUGGGCCACAUGGGUGGGACCAGAAGCAUGCUUCUGGUGGGACAGGGUGCUGUCAUCAAAUCUCCACCCAUGCUCACUCCCCAAAGAAGGCAGAGAGGGAUCUGCUGUAAGGGGAAUAUCUAACCUUUGUUUCUUGUAUCAUGCAGUGUCCAGUCAAGUUUGAUAGCUAUGACAGUUUAUCACUCAGUUUACCAUCAACAUUUCAGGUAUUUUCAAUUUGAUUUACUUAAUGCACUUUUUCUUGAAACUUGCCUUGACCAUCCAACUCAAAUAAAGUAUGCACUUUGCAAUUGACUUUUGAAAUAUAGCACCAAACUUGUCUUGACAGGUAAUGUUCAUUGUGGAUAAUGUGUAUGAAGGGUUUCAUUUAUCGUUUAUCUCAAGAUUGUUACAUGUACUUAGAUAUUGAUCACAACGUUUCGACCACGAACUGCAGGUCUUCAUCAGGCGAUAGUGUCGAUUUACUUAUAGUAGGACUAUUAUUUUGUACCGACUAUUUGCACCAAACGUACAUGGAAAGAGUAAACUCGCCCUCAACAAACUUUCUAGCCUGCGUAGCAGGCGUCGUAAGGGGGUAGGGGAGAGGGAGAAAGGCUACAAACUCUCCCAUAGAAAACCUCCCUCCUAGACACUGAUUGAUGGCCUUUAUCAAAUUACGCUUUUAUAGAACGAGAAAGAUACACAUUUUUUUCACGCCACACUUAAAGAACUCAUUUCCUACGAAAGAGAGUUCAGAGUGAGUUAGUUGACGGUGAGUUUGCCAGUGGGCGACUUAUAAAGAGAAAUCUGCCACAGACAACUGCUUAUGUUAGCUCUCAUUUCGUUUGUUUUGUUAUGCGCGUUCACUAAACUAAUUUUAAUUACCUCUAUUUCAGUUUCUUUUCUUUCUAUUUAAAGUUGCAUGUAGUCAUUUUUAUGUUCACAUAAAAAUUGCUUUUUAAAUAAUACUAAACAUAUCUCAUUGUCUGGGCUUUCCUCUUCAGGUUGGGUUGUCAUUAGAGGAUCUUCUUCGCACAUUUGUCUGCUCAGAGAUCGUGGACUCUGUUGAAUGUAAUGGUUGCAAGGAGCGUAACUCAGUACAGUCAAGUGGCUCUGUGAGGACCAGCUUUAUCAAACGACUUACGCUGGGAAAAGUAAGCACUUAGUUAAGAUAGUCUGUGUUCAGCCAUCCCAAAAGUUUGAGGGGAGGGUGUGGCUCUACACAGGAUAGUCAAACUUAAUUCCAAUUCACCAGUGUGCCCGAAAAUCGCAUCCUGCGAACCUACAAUCAGUGACAAAAUGAGCUGACACACUUGGCCCCUAACUGGGCUUUUUUACGUUUUACUGACUUCAAAAGGUAAUGAUAUAGAAGUACUAGUAGCUGAUUAUACUGAGCACUGUAAUAUUGCGUGCAAUAUUUGACACAAUAUGGUACUGUUUAUCCGAUGCUUAAGGUGUUGGUGGUCUCAAGUACACACUAUAAGGUGAUUUAGAAUACAUUAGGGGUAACGUGUCAGGGCACAAGGUUACAAGGUAAAGUCUCUUGAUGUGCAGAAGACAUCAUUUUAGCGACAAGCUGUACCAAAAAAUGCCAAGAAAUUGAUCAGGCGAAACUUGAUUUGUCGGUGCUUCAUGAUGGUAGUGGUAGAAAAGUACCGUAUUUAUUCGAAUAAGCGCCCAACCUCGAAUUAGCACCCACCUCAAAUAACUGCCCAAAGGCAGAAAAAGUUAACAAGCGCCCACCCCUAAAGUAAAGUACUUUAUUAUUCAUUCAAAAUAUUUCCCCAAUUCUGAUUGGCUAAAAGCACACGCAUAAUUCGCCAUAACCAGUUACUGAUGACAAAAUUUGGAAGAAUUUUGUGUUUAAUGAGGAAAUGACGUCAAAAAUGCAGCCCGCUACAGGUUACGGCACUGUUACCCAGAAGACCUGGGGUCGAGUUUGAGUUGUUUUGGUUGUGAAAAAAAAAAGGCGGACAUUUCACUCGUUUCAAGAGUAAGAACUACAGCUGGAACUGGGCGAAGUAAUAGCUAAGAACAUGGAAAAAACAGCAAGAAGACAGCUCGGAGGGUGACAUCUGCUAUUUGGAGAAUAUUUGCGGAGCUGGACAAACCUAAACGCACACUAUCGAAGAUGAACUUAAGAUCGAUGCAGGUAAGCAUGUUUUAGCUAUGUUUUUAAACUAGGAAUUCUUUUGAAUGUCGCCCUCAGUGGAUAACACCCUCCUCGAUCUGCUUAAUUCUUCAUAUCCUACUCAGCCUCAUUCAUUAAUUGCUAAAUUAGGGGACUUUCCCCAAAGAUGGAGUUUUCUAUAGAGUAUUUUACAGAAACCUUGCUUUCUUACAUCUUCGCAUUUUGUUAUUACCAUUUAUUGUUUUGUUGCACUGAUAAACAUAAUACUCUUGCUGGAAAUGGUGAAAAUUUAAUAAGCGCCCAGCCUCGAAUAAGUGCCCACUCUCACGGUCCAAAAAAUUUAAUAAGCACCCAGGGCAGUUAAUCAAAUAAAUACGGUAUUUGCUUAUUGAAUUUCCGACAAAGUCGUGAAAGUGUAUUCGACAAAUCCCAGAAACACAAGGUCAAUGCAUAGUGCUAGCUAAAUACCUCGAAAUUUCACGUCUCGUUAUAUAUCUGCCAGUCUUCUGUUUCACCUCCCAUUCGUGGGAUAGUUGUAUAUUGUUUGUGCAGUGGAAAAAAAAUGCUAAAAACAACAUGUCACUGCAACAUUUUCGUUUAUGUAGGGACACUGCAUCAUACCCCCGCACCCUAACCUCUUGUAAUGGAACAGUUACAUGCAACUGUAUUUGAAUUAUACCUUUGCUUGUUGAUACAGCUCUUUACUGGUCUGAUUUGUUUUUUCCUCAGUUGCCGCAAUGCCUGUGCAUCCACAUUCAAAGAACUUACUGGCAUACUAAUGGAAUACCUUACAAAAACAACGCAUUCAUUAAAUUUCCUGAGUUCCUUGACAUGGAACCGUUUUUAUACGAGCCUUUAGAACAGCACUCUCGUCAGAAUGGAACUGAAAGGAGAUUUUUUUCACCAACAGCUGGAAAUGGAGAUUUAAAUGGGUAUCUUGAUGAACUGGUUGGCUCGUUUGUCGCUGCAGGCAACAAGAGGUGAGCGUGAAACGUUUUUGUGGUUACUACGGCUAUUACAGAAGCUUAACCCUUGAAACCCUUAAUAAUAAUCGUUGCCCUUAUUCAUUUCAUACAGAAGAAGUGGGGAAAAGUUGAUAAAAUAUCAAGCAAAUUCAUCUUAUGUGAUCAUGUCCUUAAUUCUCAUGACCACUCUGUUUUACAAAGCAUUGAUAUUGCAAGGAGAAAUUUGAUGCUGAUCACUCUUAGGGCCUUAAAGGGUUAAAGGGGUUAUGUCACCCUACUUUCUAUCUUUUUAAAAAGCUAAAAUCGUUCUUUGCAUCAAUUGAAUUCCCAAAAAUAAUGGCCAAGUUUUGUUAUUUAAGAAGAAGCUGUCUCCUGUCGUCUGUCACAAUGGAUGGCAAGGAUAAACGUGGAUUUCAUGCUAUGCCUGCAAGAAUUAUUCCCUGGUGAAAUUUGCGUGUUACCUUCUUGUCUCUAAGGGCAUUUUGUGUAUGGGUAAAUGCACUUAGUAAUUAUUUUAGCACAGAAUUGGGAUCAAUUAGGUUUCUGGGAAACUGCCCACGUACCCCUCCCCUAAGCCAACAUUUUGCCCCAAAGGAGAAGUAAGCUUUAAUGUUGCCUUAGGGAAGGGGUAGGUGUAGUUAGUUUCCCAGAAACCUAAAUUUAUCCCAGAAUUGAGCUAAAACAGUAAUGUCCCUGUGGCUUCAGUUCCUUUAACUGUUAGAGGUAUUCCACGCAUUUAGCUUUCUGUAUAUGAUAACGGUCACAAAAUAUCGGAAUGGUUUUCUUAACACAAUUCUGAUCCCAGUCUUAUUCCCAGGCCUCCCUUCCACCCGUCCCUCUUCAUGGGACGGGUGGAGGUCGUCGAGGUUAAAUCCAAAGCAAAAGAAUCUCACUGCACAGUGAAAGAAAGACUCUUUAAACCAGUUUCAAAUGUAUUCAAUUUUGUAGUGAAACUGUAAACAGUAUAGGCGUGUUGCGUUUGUGGGUUUUGUCUGUCAGAGCUUAUACGGAGGUUAAGCAUUGUGCACUUGGUCUUGGUAGAAAUAAACCGGUGGCCACAUCCGAAAGGUGUCGAUUGUUUUUGUUCCACAUUUCUUUUUCUUUGUCAUAUAUCUUAAAGAAGUGCGCGGGUUUUAAGAGAUACAGACAUACGCCCUUUUUUGUGAAAUGUGCCUGAAAUUCAUUUGAUGACUACAAUCAUCUGCAUUUUCUUGUGUCAUAAGUAAUGUUUUAUAGCUACCGCGAACCUAAGGUUAAAUCGAAAAGGUAACUCAAAGAUUAUCCGUUUGUAAUCGAUAAUUCGGCCGUAAAUAACGUUGCCUGGAGCCGGGUGCACCCCUCUAGGGCCACACGGUAUUUUCUGGUAUGUUUUCCGAUUGUUUGAUGCCUUGUUUUAUUGAAGUGGUAGAGUAGUACUAAGGUGACUCGAAGUGGUUUAUAAGUAUGCGUGGAAAAUGGUUUCUUUUUAAGAGUAGAGAACACUAUAAAGUAAAAAAAAUAUAAAUUUAUCUUCUUUGUCUCUGGGAUUUCGAUAUAAAACACGAACUUUCGUUCAGAGCUUAAACAGUACAACCGAGAAAUAUGGUCUCACAUAGAAAUUUAUAUUUUAGCGAGGAGUUUUCAAGGGUGUUGCACUAGUAGCCGUUAGAAUGGCGGUAGCAAUUUCCAUUCUUGCUGCCUCUUUAACAAAUUGAUUUGGUUUUUCUGUCCUGAUUUGAUGAGGAAAUUUAAUGUUGAUCCAUCAAUUCUACCCAUUGCAGAUUGUUUUUCCCCCUAAUGUUUUUUUAUAUCUGUUUCAUUUUAUUUUACAGUACCAGCCGAGCAGUAUACAAGCUAAUGGCUGUUAUUGUUCAUAUGGGAACUGUCGACGAUGGACAUUACAUUACUUAUCGACGGUUUGAAACGGAGCAUGCGUCGAAAUGGCUUUACGCUUCCGAUGAACUGGUAGAGGCUGCGUCACGUGAUCAAGUCUUGUUAAGCAGUGCUUAUAUGCUUUUCUAUGAGAGAACUAGAAAAUAACCUGAUCACUUUUAGUGAUAUGUGACUUGAGAAGGUAUUGCUUGGUUAUCAGAGACGUGUGCUAUGUUUAUUGCGGAUACCGAACUUUAACGUCAUUUACUGGCCUGACUAGGCAAAUGGACGAACUGCAAUCUGCUUAGUCAAAAAACUCUGCGUGGAGCGCCGAUUACAACAGGUCGGAAUGAAUAGAAAAACUCAGAGCAGAAAAAAGUAGUAUUCCGUCUAGGUGGAAUUUGUAAAGGACUGUAGCAUAGUAAUAACCCUAAUCGUCUUGAGAAAAGGAAAGAAAACAAAUCAUCAGUGAUAGAUAGGGUGACGAACAGCAAGCAACAACUUACC